This is a messenger RNA of Carassius gibelio (silver crucian carp), 4000 nucleotides long. Its product is annotated as cAMP-specific 3',5'-cyclic phosphodiesterase 4B. Lineage: Eukaryota; Metazoa; Chordata; Actinopteri; Cypriniformes; Cyprinidae. Gene Ontology annotation, molecular function: transmembrane transporter binding; 3',5'-cyclic-AMP phosphodiesterase activity. The transcript has 16 exons. The coding region runs from base 57 to 2165 and encodes 702 amino acids. Gene Ontology annotation, cellular component: cytosol; perinuclear region of cytoplasm; nucleus. Gene Ontology annotation, biological process: signal transduction. The record is from RefSeq and is a predicted model, not a curated record.
CAGCAGAGUCCCAAGAGACAGAAGAACCUUCUGAGCUUGAGCUGUCAGCAGAGAUCAUGAGGAAGAGCCGGAGCGUUUUAGCAGUGACACCUAGUGAUGACAGCAAGGACCUCUCAGGAUGGCCGUCUUCAGGAGCUACGUUGGGUGUGGAUCUCUGGCGAGGCCCCAGACGCCACUCAGGAACACUUGUGUUGCCACCGUUGUCAUGGAGACAGGCAGAGAGGGCCCGCAGUCCUCAAGAUCACGUUUCCAGACCCACGUCACUGGGGUUCAUUACUCCACCACGUAUAGAUAUCACACCAGUACCGCCUGAUAGUUUGGAGGUGGAGAAUGGCCUCUCUAUCGGCUGCAGUCCACUGGACCAGCAGGUGUCACCGUGCUCCGGUUUGGUCCUUCAUCCCAACAUGGCCAGUCACGGUCAACGGCGGGAAUCUUUCCUGUAUCGCUCGGACAGCGACUAUGACCUCUCGCCCAAAUCCACCUCUCGAAACUCCUCCCUUGUUGGAGAACAGCUACACAGUGAAGACCUGAUAGUCACUCCUUUUGCUCAGGUGCUUGCAAGUCUUCGCACUAUUAGGAAUAAUUUCAGCAUCCUGACAAAUGUCCAGUGCCCCUCCAGCAAAAGAUCACCAGUCAGCAGUCAGCCGCCGGUGACCAAAGCCAACCUGUCAGAUGAAUCCUACCAGAAGAUGGCCGUGGAGACCAUGGAGGAGCUAGACUGGUGCCUGGACCAGCUGGAGACCAUCCAGACGUACCGCUCCGUCAGUGACAUGGCCUCCAACAAGUUCAAGAGGAUGUUGAAUCGGGAACUGACACAUCUGUCUGAGAUGAGCCGCUCUGGAAACCAGGUGUCCGAGUUCAUCUCCAACACAUUCUUAGAUAAACAGAAUGAACUGGAGAUCCCAUCGCCCACUCCAAAAUCGCGGGACAGAAAGAGGAGGCAGCAGCAGCUGAUGACUCAGAUCAGCGGGGUGAGGAAGGUCACGCACGGCCCGGGUCUCUCCAGCAGCUGCAGUACGGCCCGCUUCGGCGUCAAAACUGAUUCGGAGGACUUGCUCUCAAAGGACCUGGAGGACAUUAACAAGUGGGGUCUGAACAUCUUUAAAGUUUCAGAGCACUCUCACCAUCGGCCACUGACCUGCAUAAUGUAUGCCAUCUUUCAGGAGAGAGAUUUAAUGAAGACAUUUAGGAUCCCAGUGGAUACCUUUGUAAUGUACAUGAUGACCCUAGAAGAUCACUACCACGCAGACGUAGCCUAUCACAACAGUCUACACGCAGCGGACGUGGCCCAGUCCACACACAUCCUGCUGUCCACACCUGCACUGGAUGCAGUAUUUACAGACCUGGAGAUCCUUGCCGCUAUCUUUGCAGCAGCCAUCCAUGACGUGGACCACCCAGGGGUCUCAAACCAGUUCCUAAUUAAUACCAACUCCGAGCUGGCGCUAAUGUACAAUGAUGAGUCUGUUCUGGAGAACCACCACCUAGCGGUUGGUUUCAAGCUCUUGCAAGGGGAAAACUGUGAUAUCUUCCAAAACCUCUCCAAGAAGCAGCGACAGACUCUCAGGAAAAUGGUCAUUGAUCUGGUACUAGCAACAGACAUGUCCAAGCACAUGAGUUUACUGGCUGACUUGAAGACAAUGGUUGAGACCAAGAAGGUGACCAGUUCAGGAGUGUUGCUUCUUGACAACUAUACGGACAGAAUACAGGUCUUACGAAAUAUGGUUCACUGUGCCGAUCUCAGCAAUCCCACCAAGCCAUUAGAUCUGUACCGGCAAUGGACGGACCGCAUUAUGGAAGAGUUCUUUCACCAGGGUGACCGAGAGAGAGAGCGAGGCAUGGAGAUCAGCCCGAUGUGUGACAAACACACCGCUUCAGUGGAGAAGUCUCAGGUUGGUUUUAUUGAUUACAUCGUGCAUCCUCUAUGGGAGACCUGGGCGGACCUGGUGCAUCCAGAUGCGCAGGAUAUCUUGGACACUUUAGAAGAGAACAGGAACUGGUACCACAGCAUGAUACCACAGAGUCCUUCCCCGCCCUUCUUUGAAACGGGAACUGAUGGUGGAGACAAGUUUCAGUUCGAGUUGGAGGUUGAUGAAGCAGCCAAGCAGGAUACCGAAACAGACUGUUUAGAGAUACUGACACAUUCGCCUUCGUCCGUCGAGACGUAGCACCUCACUACAAUGGCAUGUUGGCCAUAUUUGAUGACCGAGCAAAGUGGAGGAACAUUAUUCUCCUGCUACCUGAGAAUCCCUUAGAAUACCACUGUGUUUUGGGACCCUGCUGUUGUUUCAGAGCCCAAAAAGGGAGUGAGCCUACACAAUCUAGUUGGAAUUUGCAAGAAUCUAUUCAAGUUGGACAUUGCCAGAACGGAUAGACGGGCAGGCGUACCGAAAGAACCAUGAGCUGGAUUUUCUUAAUCAGACAUUACAGUCUGAUCCAAAUGUUGGAGUGGAUUUCUGUGAAGGAGAAAUACUGACCCUCUUAGAAGAGGGGUUUGUACUUUUUUGUAAAAAAAAAUAAUAAUAAUAAUUUUUUGUACUUGUGUGUUUUGUGACUUUUUUUUUGUUGUUGUUGGUGUCACAUCCAACUACACUUUUGAAAACAUGAGAAAUGUUGUCGUGCUGAAAGCAAAAGCAUGUGAUUCCCAGUGGUGUAUUGGGAAUGCAGUCUUCCUGAACUCUAGACAACAGAACAAUCUUGUUCUUGUGCCUGCAAACUUUAUUCAAGUAAUACAAAACCUUUAUACUUUGUAAUGAACAGUUUCUCUUUUAAAAGGCGUUAUUAUAAAGCGAUUUUUCUGAUACAAUUAAUGUGACAUUUUAUGUUUUAUCAACUAAAAACACGAUCCAAAGAGUCCAGCAUUUUAGUAGUUACUCUGAAAGGGGUUAUCGGAUGCUGCAUUUACUUCUACAAGUAGUUUGAACUAAAAUGUGUUUUGGCAGUGUUUGUAUCUAACCACCCUAUAAUGAUAAAAAUCUCAUUAAAAAAUUUCCCUUUCUUAAAUCAAGCCAAUCUCAGAUGCCUGUCUGUGUGACUUCACAAAAACAGGCUCCUCCCACCAUAGUUUGAUUGGCAGUAGUGUUUCAGCACAGACUGGACUCGUGUCAUACCUUAGUCCCGCCCUGAAUGACUUUCAUCAGUCCACCAUUGUUGGACUGACAAUUCAACCUGAGCUGCUGAAGACGCAGUGGAUUACCUUUGUUUUUGAAGGUAAUGUGCCCCUGAUCAACUUAAAUGCAUCUAUAUCCAUGCAAAUCAUUGGUGAUCAGGUGUGUACAAGUGAGUAUAAGGUUUUUUAAUGAAUCUUUACAAAUUGCCUUUCCUAAUAAUGUGCUAAUUAGAUAGUUUCAUAAUGGAUGAGGCAAAAGUAAACAGUCCCUCAGAGAGUGGCUCAGAAGAGAGGGGCGGAGUCAGCACAGCUCAUUAACAUUUAAAGGAAAAUGCUAUAAAACAGCUUUCUCUGAAAAGAGCUGUUUUUGACAGGGUAAAAGGGUGUUGUCUUACACUACCAUUAAGAAAUUUUAACCAAACUAUGUUACAGACAUUUCAUUAAGACCCUAAAGAAUCAUAUCAACUUGUGUAAAAUGGGCAUCCGAUGACCCUGUUAAAGGAAUGUUCUGGGGUGAAUACAAAUUAAGCUCUCGCAACUGUAUUUGAGACGAUUAUGUUGAUUACCAACAGAAAAUUGUUUUUUGUUUUUUUUUUUGUUUUUUUUUACUUCUAUUAUAAGAGCCAUUAUAAGUACAGUAAGGAGCUACUAUUGUAAGUCCCUCAUUGUAUCUGUGAUGCUGUCGAUCAAGCUGCACUAUUAAACCCAGAUUAUUUCUUUGAACCACUUUAAUAUGGGAAACAAACAUCCCAACACUCAAUAGCGAUAUUAAACCAAUUUAUUUUGGUUGUUCUUAUAUACUAUCUAUUUAAAAUGACCUCUGAGUCUGUAAAUGUCAUUAAGAUACAUUUAUAACAAAGCAACAAAAAUUAAAAAUUGAAACUUAAAGCCCUA